Molecule: messenger RNA, 1062 nt
Organism: Fusarium oxysporum Fo47
Lineage: Eukaryota; Fungi; Ascomycota; Sordariomycetes; Hypocreales; Nectriaceae
Product: proteasome core particle subunit alpha 6
Exons: 3
Coding region: 160-951 (263 amino acids)
Biological process (GO): ubiquitin-dependent protein catabolic process
Cellular component (GO): proteasome core complex, alpha-subunit complex; proteasome core complex; nucleus
Source: RefSeq, a predicted model, not a curated record
CAAUCACCUCAACUCCAUCCCGACCUAUACUAACAACCAACGCCCAAAAUCCACCUCCAACGAAGCUCUCCAUCGCAACCCACGCAUAACGAUAUUUGCUUCGCGCAAUCUCACCGACCACAUCCUACGCGGCGCUGCUAGAGCAGCUAACAAUUCAUCAUGUUCAGAAACAACUACGAUAACGAUUCCGUUACCUUCUCGCCCCAGGGCCGAAUAUUCCAGAUUGAAUAUGCUGCUGAGGCAGUGAAGCAAGGUUCAGUCGUUGUCGGUAUCGCCAGCAAGACCCAUGCCGUUCUUUGUGCUGUCAAGCGAAACGCAGAGGAACUCUCAUCCUACCAGAAGAAGCUCUUCACUGUCGACGAACAUGCUGGUAUCGCCAUCGCCGGUCUUACUUCCGAUGCUCGCGUUCUCUCCAACUUCAUGAAGCAGCAGUGUCUAGGACACCGACUCACCUACGGCCGUGCCAUUCCCCUCCGAUCCCUUGUCGACAUGAUCGGUGAGAAGGCCCAGAUGAACACUCAAAUGUACGGAAAGCGACCUUACGGUGUUGGUCUGCUAGUUGCCGGUGUUGACGAGCGCGGUCCCCACCUGUUCGAGUUCCAGCCCUCAGGCAUGACAGAAGAGAUGCUUGCUUUUGCCAUUGGCGCGCGAAGCCAAAUGGCUCGAACAUACCUUGAGCGCAACAUCGACGAGUUCGCCGACUGUUCAAGGGAGGAGUUGGUCAAGCACGGUCUUAAGGCUCUGAAGGAGAGUUUGGUUCAGGACAAGGAGCUUACAGUAGAGAACACAUCAGUCGGCGUAGUGGGCAUCAACACAAAGGACGGCAAGAAGAAGGUCGAGCCCUUCAAGCUGUACGAUGGAUUCGAGGUACAGCCAUGGAUCGAGAGCGUUGGCGAGGGUCAAGGAGGCGCAGAGGAAGGCGACGGUGAGGGCAUGGAUGUGGACAGCUAAACGUGUGACGAAUGAUGAAGCGGAUACACGUGGCGUCGGGUUGCUAGCUAAAUAGAUCAUGUACAAUUACAUGCUGCAAAGACAGCUUUUCAUGGGUCUCACGUCUGGUCA